GGCACAGCCACAGCGCGGGAGCCGCCCUCGCCCGGGGCCGCCGCGGGCGCGGAGCCGCAGUGCGCGCUCGGCCAGGUCUCUGAACAACAACUUUUUUACGUGAAUUAACAAAAGUGGAGAAGAGAUGGCCAGCUCAGCCCGAGAACAUCUGCUUUUUGUGCGACGUCGCAACCCACAGCUCCGGUACACUCUGAGCCCAGAGAAUCUGCAGAGCUUGGCCUCUCAGGGCACCAUGGCUGAGAACAUGAACUUGCAGCGUGCCAACAGUGACACUGAUUUAGUGACCUCGGAUAGCAGGUCUAGUUUGACAGCCAGUAUGUACGAAUACACCCUGGGACAAUCUCAGAACCUCAUCAUUUUCUGGGAUAUUAAGGAAGAAGUAGACCCAACUGACUGGAUAGGACUUUAUCACAUAGAUGAGAACUCUCCAGCCAAUUUCUGGGAUUCCAAGAAUCGGGGAGUGACUGGCACGCAAAAAGGACAAAUUGUAUGGCGAAUUGAACCUGGCCCCUACUUCAUGGAAUCCGAAAUAAAGAUCUGUUUUAAAUACUACCAUGGUGUUAGUGGAGCCCUCCGAGCUACUACUCCAUGUAUCACUGUGAAAAACCCUGCUGUGAUGAUGGGAGUAGAAGGCACGGAUGAAGGUGCUUCUGGAGCCCAGCACUCUAGGAAGUUAGUCAGCUUUACCCUAUCAGAUAUUAGAGCAGCUGGACUUAAAAAAGGCAUGUUCUUCAACCCUGAUCCUUAUCUAAAGAUGUCCAUUCAGCCAGGCAAGAAAAGUACAUUUCCUACUUUUGCUCAUCAUGGCCAGGAGAGAAGGUCGACUAUCAUCAGUAACACGACUAAUCCUGUUUGGCACAGAGAGAAAUAUUCUUUUGUUGCACUUCUAACGGAUGUCCUGGAAAUUGAGGUUAAAGACAAAUUUGCCAAGAGCCGUCCGAUUAUCAAGCGCUUUCUUGGGAAGUUAACCAUACCAGUUCAGAGACUAUUGGAGAGACAUGCAAUUGGAGACCAGGUUCUCAGCUAUAAUCUUGGCAGAAGGCUCCCAGCUGAUCACGUUAGUGGGUAUCUCCAGUUCAAAGUGGAAAUCACGUCUUCUGUUCACGAAGAUGCUUCACCAGAAACAGUUGGCACUUUGCUAGGAACAAACUCUGUAAAUGGAGACUUGGGGAGCCCCUCUGAUGAUGAGGACAUGCCAGCAGGACAUGAUACAUCCACAGUGUGUUCCAAUGGUCCAGUGUUUGAGGAAUCUUCUGGAGAUGCAAUACUGAGGCACUCUUUAAGGACUAGUAGGACUCUGGAAAACGACCAGGACGAGCUGACCUCUGGUGCUUCAAGAUCAUCACCUACCAGAGGUCGCCAGGACUCACUAAAUGAUUAUCUGGAUGCAAUAGAACACAAUAACCAUCCUAGACCAGGGACAUCUGCCUGUGGUGAGCGACCACGUGGAGCCUCCCCAAAACUGAGGAGUAGUUUCCCUACUGACACAAGACUUAAUGCUAUGCUUCACAUCGACUCAGAUGAAGAGGAGCAUGAGCUACAUCAAGACCUGGGUUUUCCGUCUUCCUUGGAAGACGAUGGUGGUUUAGUAAUGCUUAAUGGUGCUACAAGAAAUGUUGAAAGAAAUGGUGUGAGUUCCUCAUCAGAUCAGGUAGUGCAAGGGCCUGCAGAGAAUGAAAGCGUUUCAGCCUCUGAUGCUCCUUUGCCAUCAGCUGAUGACCAGCAAGAGACUCUCCCAGAGCUUCCGCUGUCACAGUCGGCAGGACCUGAAAGCCUUCCAGAUUCCCAGACCGAAGCACCAGCAGACCAGGCUGGCAGCGAGUCGUGUGCCGCUCAGGAGGCAGAGCAGCCUCCCAGCGCUGCGGACACGGGAGCUGCUGAUGCCGCUGGUGGGAGCAGAAGGGGUGUUAGUGAAACAGAGUCCACUGAUCAAGGGUCUGAACCUUCCCAGCUGUCAUCAGAAACUGAGCAGAGUGACCCUGCUCGCACAGAAAGCGUCAGCGAGGCCAGUACCCGGCCCGAAGGGGAGAGUGACGUGGAAGGGGCAGACAGCUCUUGCAACGAGAGCGCGACUGUGCGGCGUUCCUCGGUUGAAAUGCGGUGUUCUUCCUGUGAGAGUGCCAGGUUUCCUGAGACUCCAGCCUUUUCUUCUCAGGAGGAGGAAGAGGGAGCUUGUGCCACUGAUGCAGCUAGAGCUGAGCCAGGUGCUGAAACACAGGACUCUGCAAGUACUUCUGGUUCUCUGCCUGCGGUACAGUUACCUCAGGAGGAAGUACAGGAGGCUGAGGCAGGUGAACUGCAAGACCAAGAGGAAGCAGAAGAAAUCUGGCAAAGAAGAAGCCUGCAGGCAGCAGCUGCCCACAGCCAGUCUCAGGAGGAAGAACCUGAAGGAGCCACAGCAGCUUGUGAGGGUGCCACGGCACAGCUUGAAGGAGCUACUGGAGGUUCUCCCACCAAUGGCCAUCAGCCCUUGAGGUCUCUGCCUUCGGUACGUCAGGAUGUUAGCCGGUACCAGAGAGUGGAUGAGGCUCUACCACCAAACUGGGAGGCUCGAAUUGACAGCCACGGACGGAUUUUUUACGUGGACCAUGUGAACAGGACAACGACAUGGCAGCGACCCACAGCCCCCCCCGCCCCACAGAUUCUCCAGAGGUCAAAUUCCAUACAGCAGAUGGAACAGCUGAAUCGCCGGUACCAGAGCAUCCGAAGAACAAUGACUAAUGAAAGGCCUGAAGAGCAUACAAAUGCUGUGGAUGGAGCUACAGAGGAAGCUGACUUUCACCAUUCUAAUGCAGAUUUUCGAAGAGAGAAUGUGCUGCCUCACUCUACCUCCAGAUCCAGACUUACUUUAUUGCUCCAGUCUCCCCCUGUGAAAUUCCUCAUCAGCCCGGAGUUCUUUACAGUGCUGCAUUCUAACCCUAGUGCCUACCGCAUGUUUACAAAUAACACGUGUUUGAAGCACAUGAUCACCAAAGUCCGGCGGGACACCCACCAUUUCGAGCGCUACCAGCAUAAUCGUGACUUGGUGGGAUUCCUCAACAUGUUUGCUAACAAACAGCUGGAGCUGCCCAGAGGUUGGGAAAUGAAACAUGACCAUCAGGGCAAGGCUUUCUUUGUUGACCACAAUUCCCGCACCACGACGUUCAUCGACCCCCGGCUCCCCUUGCAGAGUAGCAGGCCCACUAGUGCGUUAGUCCAUCGGCAGCACUUAACCAGACAACGCAGCCACAGUGCUGGUGAGGUCGGAGAGGACUCCCGUCAUUCGGGACCACCAGUUUUGCCAAGACCGUCUAGCACGUUUAAUACAGUCAGCAGAGCUCAGUACCAGGAUGUGGUUCCAGUGGCUUACAAUGACAAGAUUGUUGCAUUUUUGCGGCAGCCCAAUAUCUUUGAAAUUCUACAAGAGCGUCAACCAGAUCUUACCAGGAAUCAUUCACUCAGGGAGAAGAUCCAGUUCAUCCGGACAGAGGGAACACCUGGGUUGGUGCGUUUAUCCAGCGAUGCAGACCUUGUCAUGUUACUCAGCUUGUUUGAGGAGGAGAUAAUGUCAUAUGUGCCGCCACAUGCCUUACUUCAUCCUAGUUAUUGCCAGUCCCCAAGAGGCUCGCCGGUGUCUUCGCCUCAGAACUCUCCAGGUACCCAGCGUGCCAAUGCCCGAGCUCCAGCUCCGUACAAAAGAGAUUUUGAAGCCAAGCUGAGGAACUUUUACAGGAAGUUGGAGACUAAAGGAUAUGGACAAGGUCCAGGGAAACUGAAAUUAAUCAUCCGGAGAGAUCACUUGCUAGAAGAUGCCUUUAACCAGAUCAUGGGCUACUCAAGAAAAGACCUGCAGAGAAAUAAACUCUAUGUCACGUUCGUUGGGGAAGAAGGGUUGGACUACAGUGGACCAUCAAGAGAGUUUUUUUUCCUGGUGUCCAGAGAGCUCUUCAAUCCGUAUUAUGGUUUGUUUGAAUAUUCAGCCAACGAUACCUAUACUGUACAAAUAAGUCCCAUGUCUGCUUUUGUAGACAAUCACCAUGAAUGGUUCAGGUUUAGUGGUCGGAUUCUUGGUCUUGCUCUGAUACAUCAGUAUUUGCUGGAUGCCUUUUUUACAAGACCUUUUUAUAAAGCCCUCCUCCGAAUACUCUGUGACCUGAGUGACCUGGAAUAUCUCGACGAGGAGUUUCACCAGAGUUUGCAGUGGAUGAAAGACAAUGAUAUACACGAUAUCCUAGAUCUCACAUUCACUGUAAAUGAAGAGGUUUUUGGACAGAUCACAGAACGGGAACUAAAACCAGGAGGUGCCAACAUCCCAGUCACUGAAAAGAACAAGAAAGAAUACAUAGAAAGAAUGGUGAAAUGGAGAAUUGAGAGAGGAGUUGUACAACAAACAGAAAGUCUAGUUCGUGGUUUCUAUGAGGUGGUUGAUGCAAGGCUGGUGUCUGUAUUUGAUGCCAGAGAACUGGAACUGGUUAUAGCUGGAACAGCAGAAAUUGACUUGAGUGAUUGGAGAAAUAAUACAGAGUACAGAGGAGGUUAUCAUGACAAUCACAUUGUAAUUCGGUGGUUCUGGGCUGCUGUGGAAAGGUUCAAUAAUGAACAACGACUAAGACUUUUACAGUUUGUGACAGGCACGUCCAGUAUUCCUUAUGAAGGAUUUGCCUCUCUGCGGGGGAGCAAUGGUCCAAGACGGUUCUGCGUGGAGAAGUGGGGGAAGAUCACUGCUCUUCCAAGGGCUCACACUUGUUUCAAUCGUCUGGACCUCCCCCCUUACCCAUCAUUCUCUAUGUUAUAUGAAAAACUGUUGACAGCAGUUGAAGAGACAAGUACUUUUGGACUGGAGUGAUACACAAACCACAGUGCCCAGCUCAUUGGACUUUUGUGGAUCUGUCUUCUCAAGGAAUGAAUGAACUUUUGUAUUGGAUUUCCUAGAGGAAAAUUGUUUCAUGGUGCAAUUCAAAUAAUGAGGUUCCAAGAAAGAGCUUAAAGCAAUUAAAAAGCGUUGUGGUAGUGGCAGAAUUCUCUACAGUGAAACUAGAGUGUGCCUGAUGUGCAGGGAGAACCAAGUCUUGCAAUCCAUGGUUUUUCCACGCUUCUUUAAUUUACGUUCUGAGCAAACAAGAAACGUGAUGCCAUGUUGUGAUCAAUCUGGCUACUGCAAAACUGACAUGUACCCAAACACUGGAUUUCAUCAAAGUUGUUGAAUAGAAAAUUCAAGUCAAAAUGUGAAAUCAUUCAGCCCCUUAUCUACCCAGUAAAUUAUAAAAAAAAAAAGCAUACAAAUGAAUUUUAUUUUUUUUUUAAUUCAUGAAGGUACAUUACUUUAUGCCAUAUUUUGUAAAAGCAUAUCCAGCACUUGCUUACCUAAGACUACGAGUGCCUGCAUGGGGUGCACCAUAGAGCUCAAGUUCCUGGGGCAGAAGUGAAUUGGAAGGCAAGUCAGCAACAAAGGACGUAACAACAGCUUGCAUUAAGGAGGUUUGUGGAAAUGCAUUUGCCAGUGGUGUGUAUGACAAAAUAUGAGCUGUUACAAUGAACUUAAUAACUUAAUAAGACUGAUUUUGUGCUUUAUACUGCAUGGAAACUAUUUUAAGAAGAAACUAGCAAUUUAUCACAUCAUAUCAGGAAAAAAC
Messenger RNA from Chiroxiphia lanceolata (lance-tailed manakin), 5612 nucleotides. It is a transcript of the gene HECW2, whose product is annotated as HECT, C2 and WW domain containing E3 ubiquitin protein ligase 2. The coding region runs from base 125 to 4825 and encodes 1566 amino acids. Gene Ontology annotation, biological process: regulation of dendrite morphogenesis. The transcript has 29 exons. The record is from RefSeq and is a predicted model, not a curated record. NCBI's taxonomy places the organism in Eukaryota, Metazoa, Chordata, Aves, Passeriformes, Pipridae. Gene Ontology annotation, molecular function: ubiquitin-protein transferase activity; protein binding.